Populus euphratica (Euphrates poplar) is the source of this 1419-nucleotide messenger RNA. Its product is annotated as probable lactoylglutathione lyase, chloroplast. The transcript is spliced from 9 exons. NCBI's taxonomy places the organism in Eukaryota, Viridiplantae, Streptophyta, Magnoliopsida, Malpighiales, Salicaceae. Gene Ontology annotation, cellular component: cytoplasm. The record is from RefSeq and is a predicted model, not a curated record. Gene Ontology annotation, molecular function: lactoylglutathione lyase activity; metal ion binding. The coding region runs from base 185 to 1246 and encodes 353 amino acids.
AAUAAUAUAAAAUAAAUAAAACCACUUUUUAACUUUUAUUCCUCCUAUUCGCUGCUUGCCACAAACCCGUCUCUCUCCCCCUCAGCACAUAAUAAGGGUAGUUGAUAAUAGAAGAAGAAGAAGAAGAAGAAGAUAUAUCUGAGAGAUUUUGUUAUUCAAAUAGUAAAAAUAAGAAAUUAAUUAAAUGGUGAGGAUAAUGCCUAUGGUGUCCUCCACAAUUAGACCAUCAUCCUACCUGACCUGUUCUUCAUUCAUGUUCUGUAAUACUUGUGCCCCUUCUCGCAGAUUCGCUUAUCUUGCUACCGCUGUUCCGCAAUCACAUUUCUUCGGUUUGAAAGCUUCGUCUGAGAUUUGGAGAGGAGAGAGUAGAACCAUUGCAACUGGAAAUAUGGCACAAGCAAGCACAGCUGCUACUCAAGAAAGUUUGUUGGAGUGGGUAAAAAAGGACAAGCGUAGAAUGCUACAUGUUGUUUAUCGUGUUGGGGAUUUGGACAGGACUAUAAAGUUCUACACUGAGUGUCUGGGGAUGAAGCUGCUGAGGAAACGUGAUAUACCUGAGGAGAGAUAUACAAAUGCCUUUCUUGGAUAUGGACCGGAAGACUCCCACUUCGUCAUAGAACUCACUUACAAUUAUGGAGUUGACAGCUAUGAUAUUGGAGCUGGAUUUGGACAUUUCGGCAUAGCAGUUGAGGACGUUGCCAAGACUGUUGAACUCAUAAAGGUCAAGGGUGGCAAAGUGAAUAGAGAACCCGGUCCUGUUAAAGGUGGCAGUACAGUAAUUGCUUUUAUUGAAGAUCCUGAUGGUUAUAAAUUUGAACUGUUGGAAAGGGGACCUACCCCUGAGCCACUCUGUCAGGUCAUGCUUCGUGUUGGUGAUCUUGAUCGUUCUAUAAAUUUUUACGAGAAGGCUUUUGGCAUGAAGCUUCUCCGCAAACGAGAUAAUCCAGAAUACAAGUACACAAUAGCCAUGAUGGGUUAUGGGUCUGAAGAUAAAAGCUGUGUGCUGGAGUUGACGUACAACUAUGGGGUCACUGAAUAUGACAAAGGAAAUGCGUAUGCUCAGAUUGCGAUAGGCACAGAUGAUGUCUAUAGAACUGCAGAAGCAGUUGAAAUUUUUGGUGGAAAAGUUACCCGACAGCCUGGACCAUUACCUGGUAUCAACACCAAGAUCACUGCUUGCUUGGAUCCAGAUGGUUGGAAGACGGUUUUUGUAGAUAACAUUGACUUUCUCAAGGAAUUGGAGUGAGUCUGAGGACAGCAUCAAUAUGUAAUGCCCGCUUCUAAUCUUGUGUCAAAACAUCUGUCCAAAUUUGUCUCAUGUGAGAUGGUGAUCAAGUAGCAUUUUGUAGAUAAAACUAAAGUUUAUUUCAUGGGAAUCAAAGUAAUAAACUUAUUGGUGGUAGCUCUGCAUUAGCUUUC